Dendroctonus ponderosae (mountain pine beetle) is the source of this 1120-nucleotide messenger RNA. RefSeq names its product cytosolic Fe-S cluster assembly factor NUBP1 homolog (gene Nubp1). The coding region runs from base 76 to 1056 and encodes 326 amino acids. Gene Ontology annotation, biological process: iron-sulfur cluster assembly. Gene Ontology annotation, molecular function: 4 iron, 4 sulfur cluster binding; ATP binding; ATP-dependent FeS chaperone activity. NCBI's taxonomy places the organism in Eukaryota, Metazoa, Arthropoda, Insecta, Coleoptera, Curculionidae. The record is from RefSeq and is a predicted model, not a curated record. The transcript has 7 exons. Gene Ontology annotation, cellular component: cytosol.
AGGACGAGACGUAAACAAAUAAAUGAUUAAAACCGGAGGUAAAACUAAUAAUUAGCCUGUGAUUCUCUUUACAUUAUGGCAAGUGCUGUGGUUAAGCCGGAGACGGCCCCUGAACAUUGUCCUGGGACUGAAAGUGACCAGGCUGGCAAGGCAUCAGCUUGCGCCGGCUGUCCCAACCAGAAUAUUUGCUCUACUGCUCCAAAAGGACCAGAUCCUGGAAUAGCUCAAGUAAAAGAAAGCUUACAGGCAGUAAAAAACAAGAUACUGGUCCUCUCAGGGAAAGGCGGGGUUGGGAAAAGCACCGUCACUGCCCUUCUCAGCAGGGCUCUAGCUGCUAGUGAUAGUGAAAAAAAUAUUGCCGUAUUAGACAUAGACAUUUGCGGUCCAUCGCAGCCAAGAGUUUUAGGCGUCCUUGAUGAACAAGUACACCAAUCGGGCUCCGGUUGGUCUCCAGUGUAUGUGGACGACAACCUUUCCGUUAUGUCAAUAGGGUUUCUUUUGGACUCGCCAGACUCCGCAAUCAUCUGGAGAGGCCCCAAAAAGAACGGAAUGAUCAGGCAGUUUCUAAGUCAGGUGGAUUGGGGCAGUUUGGACUACUUGUUAAUGGAUACACCUCCAGGAACAUCGGAUGAACAUCUUUCGGCUAUAACCUACUUAUCGCAAGCGGACUUAACUGGGGCUGUAAUCGUUACAACUCCCCAGGAAGUUGCUCUAUUAGAUGUGAGAAAGGAAAUCGACUUUUGCAGGAAAUCGAAGAUAAAUAUCUUGGGAGUGGUGGAGAAUAUGGCCGAAUUUAUUUGCCCCUGCUGCCAAAAAUCCUCCCAAAUAUUUAAACCUACAACAGGAGGCGCCAAGAAAAUGUGUGAAGACCUGACCAUUCCGUUUUUGGGAAGUUUGCCGCUGGACCCGAAAAUAGCCAAAUGUAGUGAUGAAGGGAAAAACUUCUUCGAAGAAGUGCCUGAUUCACCGGUGGUUAAGGCCAUUGAACGUGUAGUCGAAGGUAUACAUAGAAAACGACUCAAAUGUAUUCAGCUGCAUUACAAAGUUCUCUUUUAGGGCUAGUGGCAAAAUGUGAUGAGAUGCACUAAUUUUUCCUGAAUUAAAUCUAUUGUAAUGUAAA